Pisolithus orientalis is the source of this 900-nucleotide messenger RNA. RefSeq names its product GPN-loop GTPase. Gene Ontology annotation, molecular function: GTPase activity. The record is from RefSeq and is a predicted model, not a curated record. NCBI's taxonomy places the organism in Eukaryota, Fungi, Basidiomycota, Agaricomycetes, Boletales, Pisolithaceae. The transcript is spliced from 7 exons. Bases 1 to 900 code for a protein of 299 amino acids.
AUGCGCUACGCCGUGCUCGUCACUGGCCCAGCCGGAGCAGGAAAGUCGACAUUCAGUACUGCAUUCGCAACGCAUCUUCGCAUGGCGCGCCGCACGGCCCACAUCGUCAACCUGGACCCAGCCGCAACUGGUGACGCCUUCGAGUACGAACCUGCAAUCGACAUCAGAGAACUCGUCACGCUGGAGGACGUCAUGUCGGAGAUGGGCAUGGGCCCAAAUGGAGGUCUCGUGUAUUGUUUUGAAUACCUGCUGCAGAACAUGGACUGGCUGGAGGACGAGCUUGGGGGUUACGACGAGGACUACCUCAUCAUCGACUGUCCAGGUCAAAUCGAACUGUACACCCAUCAUCCGUUUCUUCCCAUUCUCGCGCGCAACUUGCAACGGGUUGGAAUACGCACAUGUGCAGCGUAUCUCAUCGAUUCUCAAUUCAUGGAAGACCGGUACAAGUUCUUCAGUGGUGUCCUGUCCGCCAUGUCCGCCAUGGUCAAUCUCGAGAUCCCCUGGAUAAAUAUCAUGUCCAAAAUGGACCUCGGUGCAAGUGAGCCUCGGAACGGUAGACGCACGCGGAAAGAUAUCUCGCGGUAUCUCGAUCCAGAUCCGUUGCUUCUUGCUACGGCAAGGGACGGGCGCGUAGAGAAUGGUCGGUUUCAUGAACUCAAUCGCGCGUUAGGUGCAAUAGAAGAUCACCCGCUUGUGUCAUUCCUUCCGCUGGACCUCACCUCGACGGAAUCCCUCGAGGUCGUCGUUAGUCACAUUGACUUUACGAUGCAAUAUGGCGAAGACGAGGAGCCCAAAGAGCCAAACGACUUGGACGGGGGAGAUUUUCCCAGAAGUAGAGUGAUUUCGGCGGUUUUGGGUGAGCUUGAAGGAAAGAAAGUACCUCAGUGCUAUUUGGCCUAG